This is a messenger RNA of Arachis ipaensis, 810 nucleotides long. RefSeq lists its product as uncharacterized. NCBI's taxonomy places the organism in Eukaryota, Viridiplantae, Streptophyta, Magnoliopsida, Fabales, Fabaceae. The record is from RefSeq and is a predicted model, not a curated record.
GCUUCAUGGAGGAGUUUGUCGUAGACGGUCAGAGGGUUGAUUGUGGGCAGUUUAAACCGGGAACAUUCGAGAAACUGGCUUUGAAGAUGCUGGAGGCUUUCCCGGGUUGCAUUGACCACAAAGCACUGCAAGAAUAAGCAUAAGCGGUUGAAGCAGAAGUACCAGUACAUCGCUGACAUGCUAGCUUGUAGCGGAUUCGGCUGGAACCAUGACAAACAAUGUGUCGAGGUUGACAGCAAAGAUGUCCUUGAUGCAUGGUUGAAGGCACAUCCGACCAAGUUCUACAGUCCUGGCAAGCCAUUUCCUUUAUUUCACCGGCUGGAGGGCAUAUUUGGCAGGGAUAGAGCCACGGGAGCAGGGGCCGUUAGUGGCUUUGAUGCGGAGGAACAGGUUAACGAAGAGACAGAGGACACUGCAGUUGAAUUUGAUGAGUCUGAGAUGUCUCCACAUCCAGACAACGACGGAGGGCCAGCAAUGCAAGGACAAGCAUCACAUUCUGAGGCCGGUGCGAGUGCGGGAAGCACAAGGAGAUAUGGGAGGAAGAGAAAACAAGUUGACGUACUCGAGAGGAUGGCCGAUCAGAUUCAGCAAUCAUCGGCUGACCAAAGAAAGAAUGCCCAACUGAUAGCUGAUGCCAUUGUUGGUGUGAACGAGAGGUGGAAGGUUGGCGAGAAGCUCACACAGCUUGGAUUCGGUGAUGACGAGGUGGUGAGGGCGAUUUUGAAGUUUUCUGAGAGUCCUAAUGUGUAUGCACACUUCUGGGGCUUGUCAGAUUCACAGAUGAUUGGCCUUGUGCGUUCCAUUAUAUGA